AAUAACACAUCUCUCCCCCAUCUCUUAUUUGUGGAGGUUUCACAAACACCACCAAGCUUCUCCCUUCUCUCCUCUUAUGCUUCUUCUUUUUGUUUUUGUUCUUUUUGGUUUAAUCUGAUCAUACCCUUCUCUCUCCAAGAUCAUGCUUACCAAAAGAACCCAUCCAAUGAUCGGAAAGAUAUCGGAGCUCCUCGUCGGUGUCAACCGGUCAGCGGCUGCUCCUUUCUUUGACGUCUUGAUGACGAGCCCUAGAAGCCCACUCGAUUUCAAGAUUCUCCCUCAGAUAUCUCAAAGAAACAGCUCAAAGAGAUUCUACGAUGACAAUCUUGGUGGCUCCGUUGGUCUAGGGAUUGUAGCCGCCCUCGAGAACUCAAACACUCGUCUAAUCACGAGCGUUUGUAGAUCGGAACCGAACCAAUCCGGCCGCUCUGAUCCAGUCCAGUUCAUGAACCAUGGAGGAAGCACGGACGGAGAAGACGAGGAAAUGUUCAUAAUGGACGAGGAGGAUUACACGUUGGUGACAUGUCACCAUGGGCCAAGUGGAUCUUGUAGUACAAGGGUUUAUGACAAAGAUGGGUUUGAGUGUUUCUCGAGUAAGAUCAAGGAAGAUCGUCGUGAAAGACUUUUCGUGGUCGAUGUCGGUAUGGAAUCUCCAGAGAACUCGCCGGAGUUUCAGGGUUUGGGAUUCCUCAAUUCAUGUUACUUGUGCAGGAAGAAACUUCAUGGUCAAGACAUAUUUAUUUACAGAGGAGAAAAAGCGUUUUGCAGCACAGAGUGCCGAUCGAGUCAUAUAGCAAAUGAUGAAAGAAAAGAGAGAUGUAGAUCAAACUUCUCAACCUCUCCUUACACCGCCGGCCAAAUUUUCACCACCGGAGUCCUAGUGACUUAGUCGGAGUUCAAUUCUACUGAGUUUUUUACUUAUAUAUAUAUAUGGGGGGGAUCGGGGGUAAAUAAAAUAAUUAGGCAUAAAAUAAUUGGCAAGAGAAAUAAAUUAGCAUAUAUAUAUGACAUGUAUGUCUAUAUUAUAUAUAUAUAUAUAUAUAUAUAUAUAUAUAUAUAUAUCAUAUAUAUGGUGGAACGAAAGAAUUUGGAGAAAUUUUGAUGAGGGGGAAAAAUGAAAUGUAGAGAGAGCUAAUUCUUGAUCGUUAAGCAUGGCGAGAAAUGGAAUAAUGCUCUUAUUUUUAUUU
Messenger RNA from Camelina sativa (false flax), 1187 nucleotides. RefSeq names its product FCS-Like Zinc finger 14. Lineage: Eukaryota; Viridiplantae; Streptophyta; Magnoliopsida; Brassicales; Brassicaceae. The record is from RefSeq and is a predicted model, not a curated record.